UUUUGAUUUCAACCACCAAUCACUGAUGGCAAAAAAAUCGCGCUUCCUUUCGGUUGUUGUUCACUCGCCCGAUGACAGAAGGUGGCUGGGGGAAAAAAAGAGUUCAACAAUGCCAAUGGUUUUGCGAUCCCGAAAAUCAAUCCACCGCAGUGAUGGAGAUGAGAAGGGCCAAACUGCAGAAACAACCGCAACGGCGAAGAGGCAAUUCUCCCGCCUGCGGGAGAGACCCACGUACGUGGAGUUCGAGGACUCGGAUUCUGACACUGGGCAUAGGGAGGUGAUGGAUAGAGUGCAGACUGAUGAUGAAGAAUACGCGGAGGAGACCGAUGACGCGGGAUCGCAAAUGAAGCGGUGCAGCGUGGUGUUGGACCGUCUCAGUGAUAAUUCCGCGAGAAGAGAAUCCGAGGAGCGAGACGACAUGAGCCGCAAAAGCGCCAAGCCGGCCUCCCGCAUCCCGACGUUCCAUAAGCGGCCCGCUGUUGUGAGCGCAGAGCUGCCUGUCUCCAAAAAGGAGCCGCCUUUCACUGUAGUUCAGCCUGUUGACAAACUUGCAAGUAUUGAUGCAUCAAAGUCCAAAUUCGCUGAUAUUCGCGAAAAAAAACAUUUCCAGUCAUUAGUCCGCACCCCUAAAGUUGUCUUUGAGGCCCCCACUAGCCUGAGCAGCACAGAACCAACGGCUGCAGGGGCUGCCCCCAAAAGCUAUGUGUUGCCGGAGGCUUUACAGCCCAGUCUGAUGGUCAGCCCCAGGCCUGCCCUCAGAGCAGGGGAGAGUCUCUUGCCAGGGGAAAACAAUAUCCAGUAUACCGAGAUUGAUUGCUCCACAAGCCACCUUCCGUGUGUGGACCCUCUCACCCAUGAUGCACCUGGGGAAGAAACUUCACAAAGUCCUUUUAUUGCAGCAAAGAUGAAUAUUCCUCUUGGAAUAGCCAAUGAGCUCGCUUGCAAACCUCCCGUUAGCCAAACGGAGGCUAUUGUGGAUGAAAAACCGCCAUGGGAAAGCCGAGGUCCAAACGCAACUGAGUCAAAGGACUUAAGAUCUUCAGACAUAGAUAGCGAGGAUGACCAGGCAUUGGAUGAUUCCGGCAGUGCAAAGGACCUCCAUGAGUCGGAAGCGAGUGAAAUGGACAGCGAAGAUGUCGCAAAGGAAGAGGCUGCAAUUGAUGACGGAUCCGCCUGUCCUGUGGUAGCGGAGCGGCCCUCCAAAGCUCCGUUAUCGAAGUCGACCCAAAGAUCCCGAUGCGGUGGCUUCGGCCUCUUCUUCUUGCUCCCGGCCACUCUGCUGCUUCUUGGUAUGCACGCGUGGCGCUUUGGCCUUCCCAUGUCGGUCAGCCAGCUCGCUGCUCAUCUGGAGCUGCACUGGCAGGAGGGCAUUAGCCCCAUCACAGAGCAGUGUAGCAGGGAUUGCAGAGUUCAUCUGGUGGAGAGCAUCCCCGUGGGUUUGUACCCAUCCAGCCCAUCGCCGCAGCAGAGCACGACGGCCAGCUGGCUGAGGCUGCUGGACAAGGCCAACGGCUCGGUCGGCGUCGCCGGGUACUACGUGUCACUGAGGAGCAACGAUCCCGAGUUUGCCGAAUCGCUCGACACUCAGGGCAGGCAGGUCUUUGAGCAACUCAAGCAACUCCCUUCUAAACAUGUGAACCUCAAUAUAGCCGUGAACGGCCCUCAGACGUUGACUUGGGACACGAGUGAAUUGGCCGCGGCGGGUGCCAAGAUCAGGGAGGUUGAUCUCAAGUCUUUAUCUGGAGGUAUCUUGCACACUAAGAUGCUUGUGAUUGAUCAGAAGCACUUCUACUUGGGUAGCGCCAACAUGGACUGGUGCUCUUUGAAUCAGGUGAAGGAGGUGGGCGUCGCCGUGGAGGAUUGCGACUGCCUGACUCAGGACGCAGCUCGCAUCUUUGAGGUUUACUGGAGCCUCAAUGGAUCCCUGCCGCCGUAUUGGCCAGCUCGCUUCACGGCCCUGUCCAGCUCCGAGCAUCCUCUGCAGGUCAACUUGAACGGAGUCCCGGCGCGAGUCUACUUGUCCAGUGCUCCGCCGCAGAUCUCGGCGCGCGGACGCUCAGGCGAUCUCUCCACCAUCUUGUCCGUCAUCGAAGAUGCUCGGGAAUUCCUUUACGUAUCUGUCACAAACUACCUUCCGCUGUCUGAGUUCACCGAGCCACUCAGGUUCUGGCCCGCCAUCGACACUGCCCUGCGCGCUGCAGCCUGCACUCGAGGUCUGAAGAUCCGUCUCCUGGUCAGCUGCUGGCAGGAGUCGCCUGCCGCCAUGUUCACCUUCUUGCAGUCGCUGCUGGUUCUCAACAGGCCGCCGAUGAAAUGUGACAUUGAAGUGAAAAUUUUCACAGUGCCUUCAACAGCAGAGCAGAUGAAGCUCCCCUUCGCUCGAGUCAACCAUGCCAAGUACAUGGUCACAGACAGAGUGUUCUAUAUCGGCACAUCCGACUGGUCCGAGACCUACUUCACCCAGACCGCCGGAGUGAGUUUGGUUGUGAACCAGACCGACUCCGAGGUCAAACGAGGCCAGCGGACUCUGCAGAGCCAAGCAGAAGAGCUCUUCCUCCGAGACUGGGGCUCCCAUUACACAAGCUCGCUGUCGGCCGCCGACGUCAGAGUCUGCCCUCGCAUACCACACUGAAUUAUUGACGGGAUUUUCUUUGCUGUCUCUGCAUCUUCAUCGCUUCUUUUUGCUAUUUUGGGAGGCCGCGGGGAAACGUUUGUAUAUAAUUGCUAUUCUUAUGGUUGCUUUCAAAUUCUAUUUUUGUACAGUUUGUGUGUUUAGUUUUACCAACCUGAGCUGUACAGUUUUUUGUUUUGGGUUUUUUUUGCCCGGAGCAAUUUGUAUAUGUUUGGCACGUUAUUUCCCAUUCAUUUGACCUUUUUUUCUCAAAUUGGAGCAUUGUGGAAGUGCGUUUACCUCCACAGAAUCCACAUUGGACCGAUUGAGCUACCUACCGGUAAUCGGUCAGUUCUUGUGGCAAAACUUGCAGUAUGCCUGGGUUUGAUUGAGUGGGCGUUUUGAUUUGUCUUUGUCUUUGCUUUGAUGUUUCCAAGCACUAGGUCAGUAGAUAAACGUGGUUUUCAAAAAACUAUUGAUCUCUGUAUCACUUGAUAAUUGAAGGAAUGUCUCGAAACCAAAUGUGACCAUCUCAUCAUGUCAUCAUAGUUGCUAUAUUGCAUUUGAAUGCAAUCGCUUAUAUAUAUAUCAUGUGUGCAAAAAUAAGGGACCUGGAUGUAUAAACAUGUUACUGGAGUUUUCACUGAAUAAAGUAGCGGUACAUGUUUAUUGCACUUAAAAACAUUGAACUGUACUUGGAGCAAAUCUAUCACACACUAUGUUACAUCAUCGAUUCACUUACGUACUCCCAGCAUGUGACAAAAGUUUCUCAAGUGACAACUGGCUCCUCACUAAUGCAUGUCACUGGUCGGGUCUUCUCCAUGCAUCCCUGCA
Messenger RNA from Hippocampus zosterae (dwarf seahorse), 3445 nucleotides. RefSeq names its product phospholipase D family, member 7 (gene pld7). The transcript is spliced from 13 exons. Gene Ontology annotation, molecular function: catalytic activity. The coding region runs from base 26 to 2632 and encodes 868 amino acids. The record is from RefSeq and is a predicted model, not a curated record. NCBI's taxonomy places the organism in Eukaryota, Metazoa, Chordata, Actinopteri, Syngnathiformes, Syngnathidae.